AUGCAGCCUCUGGCUGUGCCAUGGAACUCCCUGAAGCUGGGUGUUGCAGGUCCUCAAGCGAUGCUGCGAAUGGCCCCGCCGCUACUCGUUUCCCGACCUCUGCUGCCUGGCAUCCUGGCCCUCAGCAUUCCGAGGUCUACGAGCGUGCACCAUAAAGCGGCCUCAAACAUAACUGAAUACCAGGCCAACCGACUGUACGCCGGGAAACAAUGGACGGCUCCGGAAAUCCUGCGGGAGAAUUUCCCGCCGCCGCGCGGUACACAAAGGGGCGAUGUGUACAGUUUCGCUAUCAUCUUGUAUGAACUAGUCUUUCGCUGUCCGCCGUACAACUUUGACGAAAUCACGCCCAGGGACGCCAUCAGUAGGAUUCGUAACGGAGAGGCGAAGCCGUUCCGUCCGACGCUCACCGACAUGACGCUAGCAGACGAACUGAAUCACCGCAUCCUGAGUCUGCUGCGAACCUGCUGGGACGAGAUACCGGACGGACGUCCCACGUUCACGCAGAUACGCAAGGAGCUGCGUCACAUGGCCGGCGACACGCUAGUGAUCAUCAUAGCAGUUGUCGCAUCUUCAGUGUUUAUCGCCGCCUGUAUCAUAUUCGGUAUCUAUAUGUACAGGCGAUCAAAGUUUGAAGCCUCGCUACUGUUGAUGGCAUGGCGACUAUCGUGGGACGACAUCGAGAUGGUGGACAAACCGAAGAAAGGGUUCAUGUCCGCCGGCUCUGGUAGUGAAGGCAGCAUAUCGAGUGACUCCCGCACGCGAUCGCGGUCGCUCAAGGAGGCCACCUCAGAGCCCUCUAUCGGCAAGGCGUCGUCGAGCGGCUACGCUAGCUGCUCGCGGUCGGGAAAGAAGAGCGGCCUGGGCGACAUGCGAGGUCAGCAGAUCUUCACGACGGUGGGGAUCGAGCGAGGCCGCAUGGUUGCCGUGAAACAUAUCAACAAACAACACAUGAACGUCACCCGCCAGGUGAUGCUGGAGUUCAAUGACAUGAAGGAUGUGAUCCACGAUAACCUGAACAAAUUCAUCGGCGCCGUCGUUGAUCCGCCUAACAUCUGUCUGGUCUGGGAAUAUUGUCGCAAAGGCAGCCUCGUGUCGGUGGUAGCUGACUCGCUGAAGAUUGGGAAGCCAGUUGCGCCGGAGCAGUACGAUUCCGUCUCCAUCUACUUCAGCGACAUAGUGGGCUUCACGACCAUCGCGUCUGACUCAUCUCCUCUGCAGAUUGUCGACUUUCUCAAUGACCUGUACUCGGUCUUCGACGACAUCAUAUCACAGCAUGACGUCUACAAAGUGGAGACUAUAGGCGACGCUUACAUGGUAGUCUCCGGCCUGCCGCAGCGCAACGGCAAGGUGCACCUGAGAGAGAUCGCCAACUGUUCGCUGGACCUUCUCAGCUCGGUGACCAACUUCAAGAUACGACAUCGCCCGCAGCAGCAGCUGCUGCUCAGAAUCGGUCUACACGCGGGCUCCUGUGUCGCCGGUGUCGUGGGUCUGACGAUGCCUCGCUACUGCUUGUUUGGCUCUAGCGUAAAUCACACAGUGCUGAUGGAGUCCUCUGGCAAACGUACGUAUCGCUAG
Molecule: messenger RNA, 1575 nt
Organism: Priapulus caudatus
Lineage: Eukaryota; Metazoa; Priapulida; Priapulimorpha; Priapulimorphida; Priapulidae
Product: atrial natriuretic peptide receptor 2-like
Exons: 10
Coding region: 1-1575 (524 amino acids)
Biological process (GO): receptor guanylyl cyclase signaling pathway; protein phosphorylation; intracellular signal transduction
Molecular function (GO): protein kinase activity; guanylate cyclase activity; ATP binding
Source: RefSeq, a predicted model, not a curated record